CUCUGGUUAUCCUGUUUCAUUAUGAGAAAGAUAAUCUACCAAAAAUAAAAAUGCCAGAAGGAGCCAGAUGUCUUUGAUCCACGCAGACCUUUUCCACUUAGCGCUUUCAUUCUCUACUGCCGACAACUGAAGCUAGCUUCUUUACUUUCUUUUAUACUUGAUGUUGUUUUGUUUUUCAUGGUUGUCAGUGAACAGGCAAAUGGAGGAAUGAGCCAACUUAGAAUUACUCCUUCAACUCACAGCUCUGUUUCGUCUCAACUCUUGAGGCUUUGCAUCUUUUUACUGCUUAGCCUUCCUGACUCAAAAGGAAAAGCCAUUUGGACAGCUCACCUGAAUAUAACGUUUCAGGUGGGAAAUCGGAUUAUAUCAGAAUUAGGAGAGAGUGGAGUGUUCGGGAAUCACUCUCUCUUGGAAAGGGUGUCUGGUGUGGCGGUGCUUCCGGAAGGAUGGAAUCAGAAUGCUUGUAACCCUAUGACCAACUUCAGCAGACCCAAGCGAGCGGACUCUUGGCUUGCCCUCAUUGAGCGAGGAGGCUGUACUUUUACACACAAAAUCAACUUGGCAGCAGAGAAGGGAGCAAAUGGGGUGAUCAUCUACAACUAUCCGGGUACGGGCAACAAAGUGUUUCCCAUGUCUCACCAGGGAACAGAAAACAUAGUCGCGGUGAUGAUAGGCAAUUUGAAAGGCAUGGAACUCCUGCAGCUGAUCCAGAAGGGAGUCUAUGUGACGAUCAUCAUCGAAGUGGGCAGAAUGCACAUGCCAUGGCUGAGCCAUUACAUCAUGUCUCUCUUUACCUUCCUGGCUGCCACCGUGGCCUAUCUUUUUCUGUACUGUGCCUGGAGACCUCAAGUGCCCAAUUCUUCCACCAGGAGGCGAAGGCAGAUAAAGGCGGAUGUGAAGAAAGCCAUCGGUCAGCUUCAACUGCGAGUGCUCAAAGAAGGGGAUAAGGAACUAGAUCCAAAUGAAGACAAUUGUGUCAUUUGCUUUGACAUAUACAAACCUCAAGAUGUAGUACGUAUUCUCACUUGCAAACAUUUCUUCCAUAAGGCAUGCAUCGACCCCUGGCUUUUAGCCCAUAGGACGUGCCCCAUGUGCAAGUGUGACAUUCUGAAAACCUGAGAAACCCAGAGCAUCUCCUAAAGAUGUAAACAAGUCUUUCCAAAGAUUCCAAUUAAGGCAAAUUCUCUUUUAGCACUUUAUGUAGAGAGAAAAUUCACCUGCAGCUUCUCUAUUCAAGUACUAAAGAGGGUGAAAUUUGUGUGUUUUUAAAAUAAAACUCCAUUAUCAUGUCCAGCUAUUUGAA
Messenger RNA from Vicugna pacos (alpaca), 1303 nucleotides. It is a transcript of the gene RNF148, whose product is annotated as ring finger protein 148. The record is from RefSeq and is a predicted model, not a curated record. NCBI's taxonomy places the organism in Eukaryota, Metazoa, Chordata, Mammalia, Artiodactyla, Camelidae.